Caenorhabditis angaria is the source of this 1030-nucleotide messenger RNA. The record is from the annotation of a GenBank genome assembly. Lineage: Eukaryota; Metazoa; Nematoda; Chromadorea; Rhabditida; Rhabditidae.
AUGCCGAAAAAAUUUGCAACGGAGAAUCCGAAAGUUGUAGCGGCUCGAGAUCGGAAAGCAACUGCAAAAAAGGACGAAGUAGAUCGGAAGCAAAAGGUAUGAAAGUUAUAUUUAUUGAAAAAAGUGUAUAACAAUUGUAUUGUUUAGGCAGCUGAUGAUGCAUAUUGGAAAGAUGAUGACAAACUAGCCAAUAGAAAAUUGCAAAGAAAGGUAUGUGCAGCAAAAAAUGAAAAAGAAAAACUAUAUUGAAAAAGAUGGAGAGAAUUGUAAAUGUAUAUACAUUUCUAGGACGACGAUGAGAAAAAGCGUCUAGAAGCAAUAAAAAGAAAAGAAGAAAAUCGGAAACUGGCUGAAGAGGAAAUGUCGAGUUUAGGAGCUAAGAAGGUUCAAGCAUCGCCGGCACCGAAAAUUACACGAGCUGCAAUUGAUAAACGAAAAGAGGAUGAGGAGAGAAUUAUGAAAGAGUUGGAUGAACAACGAAAAUUGGAUGCACAAAAAAUUGAAGUUGUUACCGAAAUUCAAGAGAAUCUUAACAAAAUUGAUAUUGAAAGUGAUUCGGCGAGAAAUGUUGAAGAGGCUUUGAAGAUUUUAGGAGAUCCAAAAGCUACCGAAGAUGAUAAACAUCCAGAAAAACGAAUGAGGGCUGCAUAUUUGGUAAGACAUGUUUUUGAGAAAAAAAUCAGAACGUACAGUCCAGAUGUCCAAAAGGUCAUAUCAAUUUAGAACGAAAAAAACUAUAUACAAUUUAUAUUAAAAAAUGAAAAAUGUUUAUAUUGGAGACCGAGGAAAAAAUAAUAAACAUUGUUUCGAAAAAGAAAAAGAGCCAACCUAAACUAAUAAUAAUAAACUAAUUGAGUUAGCUCAACUUGAAAUAUAAUUUGUUUAGGCUUUCGAGGAGAAACGACUUCCCGAACUCAAGAUCAAACAUCCAACCUAUCGUCUUUCUCAACUGAAACAAGUGCUGAAAAAAGAAUGGCAAAAAUCGCCGGAAAAUCCGCUGAAUGCAAGAAUUUUGGCACUCUCAAAGUGA